Messenger RNA from Boleophthalmus pectinirostris (great blue-spotted mudskipper), 3361 nucleotides. It is a transcript of the gene six4a, whose product is annotated as SIX homeobox 4a. Gene Ontology annotation, biological process: regulation of transcription by RNA polymerase II. Gene Ontology annotation, molecular function: DNA-binding transcription factor activity, RNA polymerase II-specific; RNA polymerase II cis-regulatory region sequence-specific DNA binding. Gene Ontology annotation, cellular component: transcription regulator complex; nucleus. Lineage: Eukaryota; Metazoa; Chordata; Actinopteri; Gobiiformes; Gobiidae. Bases 134 to 2044 code for a protein of 636 amino acids. The transcript has 3 exons. The record is from RefSeq and is a predicted model, not a curated record.
GUCACGUUGGGUGGAACAGGCAGCGAGUAUCUGCUUACAGCUGCUGUCAGAUAUCUGAUCACAUUCGCAUGGCGAGGAGGUAACCUGAGAGAGCUGGGAGGAGUGACUUUUACACAGAGGGUUCAACAAAAAAAUGUCUUCCUCUUCUGCCGGAGUAGUCACAAGAGCAACAGACAUCAAGAGAGAAAAUGUGAAAGAGGCGGAAAAGUGCAUCAGGCUUGAGGCGCUGGACGCGGCGGAGUUGUCCAUGGAGCGCGCUACUCCCAACGCGGACGCGGUGCGGGCAGAGCUGCUGGUGAGCGCCGCGUCCUCUCUGGCCUUUUCCCCGGAGCAAGUGGCAUGUGUUUGUGAGGCACUGCAGCAGGGGGGCAACGUGGAGAGACUGGCCCGGUUCCUUUGGUCAUUACCGCAGAGCGACUUGCUUCACGGCAAUGAGAGCAUCCUCAAAGCCCAAGCCCUAGUCGCGUUCCACCAGGCGCGCUACCAGGAGCUCUAUAGUAUCUUGGAGAAUCAUAGCUUCAGCGCCACCAACCACACCUUCCUGCAGGAUCUGUGGUACAAGGCCCGCUACACCGAGGCCGAGAAAGCGCGGGGGAGACCCCUGGGCGCCGUAGACAAAUAUCGGAUCCGAAGGAAAUACCCUCUCCCCAGGACUAUUUGGGACGGAGAGGAGACCGUGUACUGCUUCAAGGAACGUUCCCGAAAUGCGCUCAAGGAUCUAUACAAUCAAAACAGAUAUCCGUCUCCGGCCGAGAAGAGAAACCUGGCCAAGAUCACAGGACUCUCCUUGACCCAAGUCAGCAACUGGUUUAAAAACAGGAGACAACGGGACAGAAACCCUUCCGAGGCGCAGUCCAAAAGUGAGUCAGAUGGGAACCACAGUACUGAGGAUGAGUCCAGUAAGGGUCAGGAGGAGCUGUCUCCAAGACCGCUGUCCAACUCCUCAGAUGGAGUGAUAACACAUGGAACCCUGCCUCUCCAGACGGGAGGCUUGGACACUGGGAUGGUAAUCCAGCAGAUUGGGGACAUCAAGGCCUCACCCGGUUCGACCAGUGGACCUCUAUAUAAUGGAAGUUUGGUUAGCAGCAACAACUCCUUCCACAAUGGUUCCUCAUACCUGCAUUCACCAGGAAAUAUACUGUUCAAUGGACUUAGCCUGGGCAUUCAACCUUUGCCCUUCAGCCCUCUGCGACCCUCUGGGGGGGUGCUGCUGGGAAGCUCUGGAAUGGACAUGCACAUGCAGACAGGCCAAGACAAAGCUGAGGAGCCUGCUCUGCAAUAUGGCACAUACACAGGCUGUGUGAAUGGAACUGAAGUAAAGCUGGAGAGCAUUCACAACAUGGGCUCUCAAAACGGCCCCUCCGCACUCUCUCUGGGGGCAUACAGCCUGGUGCCGGUGCCCAGUGCAGUAACAGAGAAUGACAGCAGCCCUCUCCUUAGCAGUGACGUGGGUCUCUCUCCGCUACAACUGUCCUCCUCCUCCACUGUGGCUCAAGCCUCUCUUCCUCUGAACAAUGUGUCAGUGUCUUCUUCCAGUGCUGAGAUGACCCUGGCGUCCCUCCACCACGGCACAGUUCUUUACAGCAUGGGCCCCAGCUCUCAUGGCUCCAUCAAGAAGGAGCCUCUGGACAGCAACGUGUUCUCCUCAUACCACCCCACCCUCCAGCUCGAGCACGGCACGCACAUCAGCUACAGUGGCCCCGGCCCAGACCAGGGGGCCCACAGUCAGGGGCCCAUCUCUACCUCAGAGGCCGCAGUGGUAAGCUCCAGCUCUGAGCCUGAAGUCUACACUACUCUGACUGUGAGCACGCCUUUGACGGCCCACAGCGACCACCUUCAGUCUGCGGAGUACCUGGGGGGCCCCGAGGUCAGGGCCACACAUCUGAUCAGCUCAGGCAAUUACAUGAACUUGUCUGACAGUAAGUCGGAGGACUCAGGGGCCGUGAGUGAAAUGGUGCGGGUCAUGUGCGGGGAAUCUGUGGAGGGGAAGGAGCUGGCCAAACUCCAGACUGUGCAGAUGGAGCAGGACAUGGCUGACCUUUGACCUCACAGACAUUGCCCACCCAGCUCUAUAUUUGUGUGAGUGUGUGUGCGUGUCAAUUGAUUUUUUUCUUUCUCAUUCUUAUUUUAUGAAUGUUAAAUUAUUUGCAAAUGUUGUUAUCAUUUGACAGUUACAAUGCACUCUAUACAAAGACAAGCCUUGAGUGUGGACCUUAGCAUUUUAGUUAAAUGAAAAUGCAGUGACAUAUUAAAUUCAAACAUUGAAGUUGUUUGCUACUACAGUGGAAAAAGCCUGCCUCUGUGUCCGAGCCACGGUUAAAUGUACAUUUUUAUAGACGACACCUGUUUCUUCCUGUUGAGUGGAUGUGAUGUGUAGGAGCAGGUGCUAGAAUGCCUUAGGUCAUGUGACUGUCAUGUUCCUUCAAACUAAAUGCAUCAUCUGCGUCACACCAAAAAGGUCAUUUGGAAUCUUCACACAAGUUUUAUUCCCAAAAGAGCAAAAGGGGGUUUGAAAUAAGAAAUUAUGUGCCUUUCGGUUUCUUGGCAUUUGCACUAAACACAUGGCAGUGGUCAGAAUAUAUUAUAAAGUAUGUUUGUGCCUUUGACUUUGGCGUUGUGAAUAUUGUGAAUGUCAUACUCCGCCUCUUCAGGAAGUCAGGAGUCAAGCUUUAACCUCACAAAACAAGACAGACAGAACACUUAAGUCAUUUAGUUUGGAAAUUACUUAAACUGUUAUGUUUGUUAACUAAAAUUAUGUGAAUGUAUUUUUCUAAUCCUCCACACUGCAAUAAAACUUUAUAUUUAUAAAAAAAAAAAAUACAAUUAUAAAGGUAAUCUGUACAAUGAUAGAAGUGUUUAGAAGAUGUAUUUUUGAUUGAAAUCAUUUGAUAACAUUUUGUGUGAAAUAGACUGUAGAAGUGGGUGAGUGGUGGAUGGCUGUGAUGGGUUACACAUGCCUUGCAACCUGGACUUCAUUAGCCUUCCUUCUCUCGUCCAGCCACUGUAAUUCAAAUAAACAGAAACGAGAUUUCCAGAGGUACAGCUCUUUUGGGUGGGGGGUCCAGCCCAUCGGGUUUUCCCCGUGAAGGCCGCACUCCCUAUUUCUCUUAGAUUUCAUUAAGAACAUGCGGAUAAGCUGUCAGUCACAUCCCCCUCCAAAACAUUGUACAAACUCGAGCCCAUGAAAGACGAUGCAUAUGCAGUAUGUAAGUGCCUGUAGCUCAGACCAGCCUAGAGAGAGCAAAGUGUGGAUUAAAGACAGACAGGCCUGUGUGUGUCGCUCUGAUGCCCUAAAUAAACAGUGGCUGUUUGUCUGUGCUCACCGUGCAGGAGGAGGAAUGGGAGCGACUUAGCGGGAACA